GUCGUCUGCUUAUGUGCGCAGUGAGGUGCGACUUUUGACCUUUGAACUUCUACAUUACUACUCUCAGCCAAUGGACGCUGAGCAUACGCACUGAAAUGCUCUGACACAGACUCGUGGUGUUGAAAUAUAAAUAUCACGAAGUGGGCGAUUCAGAGUGUUUGUUUUGAGAGGUGAGUCGAAUGUUAAUUCAGCGCCACUUGGCUAAACGCGUCUGAACGAGGCAACUCGCACAUUCACUAUGUAUCAGGAUUAACUCCCACCUAAUCAGGCUUGUGUUUGGCGUGAUCCUACAUCGUAGACAUUUGUUUUGGGAGUGACUUGCACAUGUUGAAUUGAUGUCAGAGACCAUGCAUGGAGAAGUGGCAGCCCAGAGCAGGAGCACGACUGGGAGAGGACAUUUUGCGUGAUCUGUAACUUUUAGCAGACGGCAGAGUUAUUGGAGUCGAGUUGGUGGUACCGACGCACCGGCCUUGAUCAAUGUCAGUGUCUUCGAGCAGACGACACAGGUUUGAAAGAAACUCGUGUUCGUCUUUCAGCAGACAGAUUUGAAAGACACACAAACAAGUGUCCAUCUUUUAACAGACAGUUUUUGAAGACACAAAUAAUGCUGUUUUUUCUGUCACUACGUUUGGUUUUCCUCAUCGCGAUUGUCUUGAUCAGUGUGUCUGUCGGAACCAGUGUCACCGUGGAGGACGUCCUUCAGUGUUCUGUAGAUUACAUGGAAUGUUGCACUAACAUGAGAGAGGACAGACUGCCGAACCUCAUCUUAAAUUACGACUGCAGUCAGCCUGACAACGUCACCCUCCUCCUACCAGCCGGAACCAACAAAACAUCCCCAUUCCGACUCUUCUUCUCAAACCCGUGCAUCACACGUCUCCCUGAGGAUAUAUGUGAUUAUCCCAACAUUGCAAGCAUACGUGCGGUGAACGGUUAUAUCGAAACGAUUCCCAGCCUUAGCUGUCUGAAGAAUUUGAUAGCUCUGGUACUUUUCAACCAGGAAAUUAAAUCUGUUGAGACGGGUGUGUUCUUUGGUUUGGAAAGGUUGAGAUACAUCAACCUUGCUCAUAAUAAAAUACAUACUAUUGAGCCAGGAGUGUUCAAUGAAGACUUACAUGGAUUGAUGAUGGUUCAUCUUGACCACAACGAGCUGACAGCGUCUGAGGCCUGGCCGAUGAGGAUUACCCAUGACUUCUGUUAUUUCGACCUAAGUUACAAUAAGAUAUCCCAUUUCUCAAACGAAGAAAACUGGUUCGUGGAUGUAUCCAAAAGCUAUGGACCCGGUAUGGUGGACUUUUCUCACAAUUUGUAUACGAAAUGGGUGUCAGAGGAAUUGAAGAUCUAUGGAAUUCAUGAUCUGAAAAUUAUUGGUAUAUUUAUGGCGUGGGGAUUUGACUUCAGACAUAAUAAGUGGAUCUGUGAUUGUAAUUUUCAUGAAUUUCUCCACCUGGCAUCGAAUUUACCUAUGGUAAUAUGGAGGAACUACUUCAAUGUCCUCUGCGACAGUCCAGCUCAUCUGAAAGGAAAGCAAGUGCUAGAUCUGCCACUGGAUGCGUUUGUGUGUAACGUCACGGACAAAUGUCCUCAAGAUUGUUUAUGUCAGGAUCAGCCGGAGAAAAAACAGAUGUUGGUUGACUGCCGUGGUAGAAACUUGACACGUUUACCGUCCACGGUUCCCGACGGUAAUUUAAAACUGCUUUUUGGCGAUAAUUCCAUUACCUUCUUGGAAGCAGUAGGUUAUUUGCAAAGAACAAAAUAUCUUGACGUAUCUAGAAAUAAUAUAAAAAUUAUUGAACCCUCAGCAAUUGACCUUUUGCAAAAUGGGGUUGCAUUUCUGGGCCUAUCGGACAAUCUUCUUGAGUUUUUACCGGAAAAAAUCCAGAACAUCCAUUAUUCUAAACUAGAAAUCAACAGAAACCCAUUUGUGUGCAGCUGUUCCUCCAUGUGGAUGUCACUGUGGCUCAGAUACCAACCUCGGAACUACAACGUCACCGACAUCACUUGCUUGAUGCCAGCGGGCAAUACGGUACAGCUUGUACGAGCAGACAAAAAGUUACUUAGCUGUCAGAUUCGCAGUCCUUUUCCUAAGAUAUUCAGCGCCCUGUUGGGAACAUUUGCAGCCAUAUUUGUGCUUUUGGUGGCCCUUGUUGUGGUGUUUCGGUAUGAAUUGAUGCACCUUCUUCAUACGGGUGCAAAAAAGCUGAAGCGAACUAGGGAUGACGACUCGGAGUACGAUUUGUUUGUGUCGGUGGAUGGAGAGAGUGAGUCUGACCGAGUCUGGUCCAAGAAACUACUUAAUGAAUUGGAGCAGAAUCACAACCUCAGACUGUACUUCCCGCUCCGGGACAUGGACCCGGGGACAGUGAUCACUGAUGAAGUCAUCAAGACGCUCCAGAGAAGCCGCGCAGCUGUCAUUGUGCUGUCUGGUAGCUAUGUGGACAAUCCCUCCAAGAUGUUCGAGUUCACGGAGACCUACAAUAUCAUGGUCAAACAGCGUCGCGGCCGUGUGAUCGUCGCCAGGCUCGACAACGUCACCACUACCAGUAAUGGCUACCUGAACGCUUUUCUAAGACUUAAGAAGUAUAUAGAUGCUGACAACUGCGACUUAUUCGAAAAGAUCGCGCAUGAGGUUCAGGAGGAGAAAUCUCAAAAUUCUCCUUCUCGAUCUGUGAGCGAAAUUGAAAUAAUUGCUUAAAAGUAGUGCCUUUAUUGUGAAACUUGAGUUUCAUCAAUACAGCAAUGUCAGUAAUUGUGGUUCCUACUGAUGUAGAUAAUGGUUCAGUUCAACUCAACCAAUAAACUACAUCAUGUUUUUACGAACUGUGUGCCAUUUGUGUUUCGUCAAAUACAUACUAUACGUAAAAUAUACAUUCUUAAGUCCAUACCGUGAAUCAGCGAAGAUUCCAGAGCAGAAUAAGCCCUAAUAUCCAUGUUCUUCGCAAGAGACUAUUAAGAUAUUGACCUGUGACAUCUGACUGGUUUCUUGGCUGCCAUCGAACCGACGCCUUUGUCUGAUCCAGGCUUCAAUACGUACAGGUCAUUGGGAUGAAGAUUCAAUAUUACUGGCCUAAAGCUUCAGUACUUACAGGUCAUCGUGAUGAAGAUUCAAUAUUAUUGGCCUAAAGCUUCAGUACUUACAGGUCAUCGUGAUGAAGAUUCAAUUUUAUUGGCCUAAAGCUUCAGUACUUACAGGCCAUUGGGAUGAAGAUUCAAUAUUAUUGGCCUAAAGCUUCAGUACUUACAUGUCAUUGGGAUGAAGAUUCAAUAUUAUUGGCCUAAAGCUUCAGUACUUACAGGUCAUCGUGAUGAAGAUUCAAUACUUUUGGCCUCAAGCUUCAAUACUUACAGGUCAUCGUGAUGAAGAUUCAAUAUUACUGGCCUAAAGCUUCAGUACUUACAGGUCAUCGCUAUGAGGAUUCAAUAUUAUUGGCCUAAAGCUUCAAUACUUACAGGUCAUCGCUAUGAGGAUUCAAUAUUAUUGGCCUAAAGCUUCAAUACUUACAGGUCAUUGGGAUGAAGCUUCAAUAUUAUUGACUAUAGGCUUCAAUAACUGUUUUAAUUGUUUUACAUAUCAAUGUAAGGACACUGCUUGGCGUUAAGCGGCUAUUAACUAUACCGUGUCAGGCUUUGAAAAGUAAUGUUGUUCCCAUAUCUUGCCAUAAUAAUUUCAUCUUUGUACUCAGUAUUCUGUAUAUUCUGUUUUAAAGGUCUGUACUCCUUGGCAGAUUAUGUGUAUAACCAAUGAGAGAUUUUACUGUGUUGCAAUAUAAAAGACAUUGACUAAAAUAUGUAACCGAUGGGUUCAUUACACUUUCCACGUGGAUGUGGUAAACUCGUCCAAGACACUGGUGGUGUAAGGUGCCGCAUGUCGCUGUGUGGAGAUACGUACCCUCACCCUACAUGAUCCAUUAAUCGGGUGCUCGAAUCCCGCACGUAAACGUUGAUCUGUCAAACCACAGCCAUGUUCGCUGUACCAACAUUCAGUAGACUUACGGGAUAAAACUGAAAGUCGUAACGCAGCAGUGUUACGUCAAUUCGUUUGUCCAAGUCUACAUUAUUUGUUUGUUUGUUUAACGCCGCAGUCAACAAUAAUCCAGCAAUAUGACGGCGGUCUAUAAAUAAUCGAGUCUGAACCAGAAAAUCCAGUGAUUGGGAUAGGAUGGCAUGCAUCAGCGGGCCGGACUACCCGAUCCAGUUAUUCGCCACUUACGACAAGCAUAGGUUGCUGAAGACCUAUCCUAACCCGGAUCUUCACGGGGCCUAAGUCUACUUGAUGUGAGGAUGCACCGAGGCACAUAUCCCUGUCAGAGGCAUUGGAAUUUUCUAGAAUUUUGCAAUAGAUAUUUAUUUUCAUAUGUCAUAUUCAUUAUACAAUUGUUACAUGUUAUUCUUGCCCCAAUGUAGCUAGACGGGGGCCAUGCUGCAUGGCCUGAUGAAUAUGUAUUGUCUGUGGAAUUAUGAAACAGUUUCAGGCGAUGUUAAGUGUUUUUGUACGCGUCGAUAAAUAAAAUCAUUAAUAAUAAUAA
Molecule: messenger RNA, 4523 nt
Organism: Haliotis rufescens (red abalone)
Lineage: Eukaryota; Metazoa; Mollusca; Gastropoda; Lepetellida; Haliotidae
Product: protein slit-like
Exons: 2
Coding region: 605-2692 (695 amino acids)
Biological process (GO): signal transduction
Cellular component (GO): plasma membrane
Molecular function (GO): protein binding
Source: RefSeq, a predicted model, not a curated record